Molecule: messenger RNA, 9904 nt
Organism: Panthera uncia (snow leopard)
Lineage: Eukaryota; Metazoa; Chordata; Mammalia; Carnivora; Felidae
Gene: PIEZO2
Product: piezo type mechanosensitive ion channel component 2
Biological process (GO): regulation of membrane potential; cellular response to mechanical stimulus; detection of mechanical stimulus
Cellular component (GO): plasma membrane
Molecular function (GO): monoatomic cation channel activity; mechanosensitive monoatomic ion channel activity
Source: RefSeq, a predicted model, not a curated record
UUUCGUUGAAGGUGGAGAAGUGCGCGCCCGCCCGGGAGCCGGGGCUGCGCCUCCAGGGCGAGGCUGCACGGCGGCGGCGGUGGCGGCGGCGGGCGGGGGGCGCGCUGGCAUCCGGAGAGCGUUUGGUUUUCAUUUUAUUUUUUUUUAAAUUGAGGCCGUGGAGGAGGGAAUUGGAGUCGGCUCCACUGGCUGUGUGCUUUCGUCUCGAUUUCUGCCCACGCUCGCACCAUUCCUCCUGGUGAGGGAGGGACUCGCACCGCCACCCCGCGGACCGAUAACUCGAGCCCCGUGCAGGCGGGGAUGGUUGUGCGCUCCUGGCCGCUCCCUCCCGGGUCUCUUCGGCCCGAAGCUGGGGGACGCAGAGGCUGAGCCGCGUCGCCAUUCGGGGAUCCGCCGCCAGACGGUUCGGGACCGCCGGCAGUUACGAGAGCCCGGGCCAAAGGUCGCGGCGUGCGCAGGCGGCGGGGCCCCGGCAGCCGACGCACGUUGGCUUCAGAGGGGAUUCCGCAAAGAAAGCUUCCCUUCGCCCCUGAGCGACGCCCCAGGAGCCAGACGGAACGACAGCCCCUUCUAGUCCCCUUUCCUCGCCGUGCCGCCCCCCGGGACCCUCCCGAAGUGCCCCCGUCCAGGGCUCUGGCCCCGGCCACCCGCUGAAGAAGCCGCAGCCACCGGAUUGGGGGAUUUCACACUUCAUGGGCCGGCCGAGGGGGCGCCGGGCGCCGGGCGAGGGGGCUACCUAGAGCUUGGUUAGGGGCGGCCGAGCGCCAGGCGAGGCACUGCGGAGGGACCAGCGAAGGGUGGCGGAGAGACCUGAUAGGGGCGACCGAGAGCCCGGCGAGGAGCGGUCAACAGCCCGGGGAACGCACCCUCGGGGCGGACAGCGCGGCGGUCCUCUCCGAGGCGAUGCCCGGGCGGCUGCGGGCAGCCGGCCGCCCGAGGUCCUAGGUGGGCAUGGACCUGGCGCCCCAGUCCUAGGGACCCUCGAACUUCGCCGCUCUGCUUGGACUCGCCGGAGCAACGCAAUGGCCUCGGAAGUAGUGUGCGGGCUCAUCUUCAGGCUGCUGCUCCCCAUCUGCCUGGCAGUAGCGUGUGCGUUCCGGUACAAUGGGCUCUCCUUUGUCUACCUCAUCUACCUCUUGCUCAUCCCCCUGUUCUCGGAACCAACAAAAGCAACGAUGCAAGGACAUACGGGCCGGUUAUUAAAGUCUCUGUGCUUCACCAGUCUUUCCUUCCUGUUGCUUCACAUCAUUUUCCACAUCACGUUGGCCAGCCUGGAAGCUCAACAUCGUAUCGGACCUGGUUACAACUGCUCAACAUGGGAAAAGACAUUUCGGCAGAUUGGCUUUGAAAGCUUAAAGGGAGCUGAUGCCGGCAAUGGGAUCAGAGUGUUUGUGCCUGAUAUCGGGAUGUUCAUUGCUAGUCUGACCAUCUGGCUCGUCUGCAGGAACAUCGUUCAGAAACCCGUGACCGAAGAAGGAGCACAGUAUAACUCGGAGUUUGAAAAUGAAGAAUUGGCCGGAGGAGAAAAAAUAGAUCCAGAAGAGGCACUGAUCUACGAAGAGGAUUUAGAUGAAGGGGACGGUGUGGAAGGCGAGGUGGAAGAGAGCACAAAGUUAAAAAUGUUCCGCAGACUCGCCUCGGUGGCCUCCAAGCUUAAGGAGUUUAUCGGCAACAUGAUAACCACUGCUGGAAAAGUUGUGGUGACCAUUUUACUCGGUUCAUCAGGUAUGAUGUUGCCAUCUUUGACCUCAUCUGUGUACUUCUUUGUAUUUUUGGGUCUGUGCACCUGGUGGUCCUGGUGCCGGACAUUUGAUCCAUUGCUGUUCAGCUGUCUCUGUGUGCUGCUGGCUAUUUUCACUGCGGGGCACUUGAUUGGACUUUAUUUAUACCAGUUCCAAUUCUUUCAAGAAGCAGUUCCACCCAAUGACUACUAUGCAAGGUUGUUUGGUAUCAAAUCAGUCAUUCAAACGGACUGUUCUAGCACGUGGAAGAUCGUAGCAAACCCAGACCUGUCAUGGUAUCACCAUGCCAACCCCAUAGUCCUGCUGGUGAUGUACUAUACGCUGGCAACUCUGAUCCGCAUCUGGCUACAGGAACCCCUUGUGCAGGAUGACAGGACCAAAGAAGAGGACAGAGCCCUGGCUUGUAGCCCCAUCCAAAUAACAGCUGAGAGGAGGCGAAGCCUGUGGUAUGCCACACAGUACCCAACGGAUGAGAGAAAACUUUUAUCCAUGACCCAAGAUGACUACAAACCAUCUGAUGGCCUGCUGGUGACCGUGAAUGGCAAUCCCGUAGACUACCACACCAUCCACCCCAGUCUCCCCGUAGAGAACGGCCCCGCCAAAGCCGACCUGUACUCCACCCCGCAGUACCGGUGGGAGCCCUCUGAAGACUCCUCAGAAAAGAAAGAGGAAGAAGGGGAGGAGAAGGAAGACUUUGAGGAGGAAAGGAGCCAUGAGGAGAAACGAAGUGUUAAAGUUCAUGCCAUGGUCUCUGUGUUCCAGUUUAUUAUGAAACAAAGUUACAUCUGUGCCCUUAUUGCCAUGAUGGCUUGGAGCAUCACCUAUCACAGCUGGUUGACUUUUGUGUUGUUGAUUUGGUCAUGCACCCUUUGGAUGAUUCGCAACAGAAGAAAAUAUGCCAUGAUCAGCUCUCCUUUCAUGGUCAUCUAUGGAAAUCUGUUGCUGAUAUUACAGUAUAUAUGGAGUUUUGAACUUCCUGAAAUUAAAAAGGUCCCAGGAUUUUUAGAAAAGAAAGAGCCAGGAGAACUUGCCUCCAAGAUACUUUUCACCAUUACUUUUUGGCUACUGCUGAGGCAGCACCUCACGGAGCAAAAAGCUCUUCAAGAAAAGGAAGCUCUUUUAUCUGAGGUCAAAAUCAGAAGUCAGGAAAAUGAAGGAAAAGAUGAUGAGCAAGAUCUACAAAUGGAAGGAGAGGCUGAGGAGAAAGAGGGAGAGGAAGCAAAGGAAGAAAAGCAAGAGAGAAGGAAGGAAGAAGAAGAAGAAAUGGAAGAAGAUGACAACCAGGACAUCAUGAAAGUGCUGGGCAAUUUGGUGGUGGCCAUGUUCAUCAAGUAUUGGAUCUACGUGUGUGGAGGAAUGUUCUUCUUCGUCAGCUUCGAGGGUAAAAUUGUGAUGUACAAAAUCAUCUACAUGGUGCUGUUUCUGUUCUGUGUGGCCUUGUAUCAGGUGCACUACGAAUGGUGGAGGCGAAUCCUAAAAUAUUUUUGGAUGUCUGUGGUUAUUUACACUAUGCUGGUGCUUAUCUUUAUAUACACAUAUCAGUUUGAAAACUUCCCAGGCCUGUGGCAAAAUAUGACAGGAUUGAAAAAAGAAAAGCUCGAGGAUCUCGGCUUAAAACAGUUCACCGUAGCAGAACUAUUCACUCGCAUCUUCAUCCCAACCUCCUUUCUGUUGGUGUGCAUUUUACACCUCCACUAUUUCCAUGAUCGGUUCCUGGAGCUCACGGACCUAAAGUCCAUUCCCAGCAAGGAAGACAGCGCCAUCUACAGACUGGCCCACCCUGAAGGAAGCCUUCCAGACCUUGCCAUGAUGAAUCUGACCGCCAGCCUGGAGAAGCCGGACUUGAAGAAGCUGGCUGAGUCCAGGGAGGACAAACCAGAGGGAUGCCCUGAAAAGGCUGAGCUUGGGAAAGACAGCGAAGAAGAGGAGGAAGGGGAGGACGAGGAGGAGGAAGAGACAUCAGAUUUAAGAAACAAAUGGCAUCUGGUGAUUGACCGCCUCACUGUGCUCUUCUUAAAAUUCCUGGAGUAUUUUCACAAACUGCAGGUGUUCAUGUGGUGGAUUUUGGAGUUGCACAUCAUCAAAAUUGUUUCAUCGUACAUCAUCUGGGUCUCUGUGAAAGAGGUGUCACUGUUCAACUCUGUAUUUUUGAUUUCUUGGGCUUUUGCUCUGCCAUACGCCAAGCUACGCCGUCUGGCUUCAAGUGUCUGCACCGUCUGGACGUGUGUGAUCAUCGUCUGCAAAAUGUUGUACCAGCUGCAAACCAUUAAGCCUGAGAACUUUUCUGUUAACUGUUCCUUGCCAAAUGAAAACCAAACGAAUAUACCCAUCCACCAGUUGAACAAGUCUCAACUCUACAGCACUCCUAUUGACCCAACAGAAUGGGUCGGCCUGAGGAAAUCUUCCCCUCUGCUCGUCUACCUGAGGAAUAAUCUGCUGAUGCUGGCCAUUCUGGCCUUUGAGGUUACAAUUUACCGCCAUCAGGAAUACUAUCGAGGUCGAAACAACCUCAUGGCCCCUGUGUCUAAAACCAUCUUUCAUGACAUUACAAGACUCCAUCUAGAUGAUGGACUUAUUAAUUGUGCCAAAUAUUUCAUAAAUUACUUCUUCUACAAGUUUGGUCUGGAGACCUGUUUCCUAAUGUCAGUUAAUGUAAUCGGUCAGCGAAUGGAUUUCUAUGCCAUGAUUCACGCCUGCUGGCUAAUCGCUGUCUUGUAUCGGCGCAGAAGAAAGGCCAUUGCUGAGAUCUGGCCCAAGUACUGCUGCUUCCUGGCAUGCAUCAUCACCUUCCAGUAUUUCAUCUGCAUUGGCGUCCCUCCGGCUCCUUGCAGGGAUUACCCGUGGAGAUUCAAGGGUGCUAGCUUCAACGACAACAUUAUAAAGUGGCUGUACUUCCCAGACUUCAUCGUGCGGCCCAACCCCGUGUUUCUUGUCUAUGACUUCAUGCUGCUCCUGUGCGCCUCCUUGCAAAGGCAGAUCUUUGAGGAUGAAAACAAGGCUGCAGUGCGGAUCAUGGCAGGGGACAACGUGGAGAUCUGCAUGAACCUCGACGCGGCCUCCUUCAGCCAGCACAACCCCGUGCCAGAUUUCAUUCACUGCAGAUCGUACUUAGACAUGUCCAAAGUGAUCAUCUUCAGCUACCUCUUCUGGUUUGUCCUCACAAUCAUCUUCAUCACGGGGACAACCAGGAUCAGCAUCUUUUGCAUGGGUUACUUGGUGGCCUGCUUCUAUUUCCUGCUCUUUGGGGGUGAUUUGCUGCUGAAACCCAUCAGGAGCAUCCUGCGCUAUUGGGACUGGCUGAUUGCAUACAACGUUUUUGUGAUUACGAUGAAAAACAUAUUAUCAAUAGGAGCGUGUGGAUACAUUGAAAAAUUGGUUCAAAAUAGUUGCUGGUUGAUCCAAGCGUUCAGCCUGGCCUGUACAGUCAAAGGCUAUAAAAUGCCUGAUGAUGAUUCCUCAUGUAAACUCCCCAGUGGUGAAGCAGGAAUUAUUUGGGACAGUAUAUGUUUUGCCUUCCUCUUACUGCAGAGAAGAGUUUUCAUGAGUUACUAUUUCCUACAUGUUGUGGCUGAUAUAAAAGCUUCACAGAUCCUGGCAUCAAGAGGGGCUGAACUUUUCCAGGCCACAAUUGUAAAGGCCGUAAAGGCAAGAAUUGAGGAAGAGAAAAAAUCAAUGGAUCAACUGAAGAGGCAGAUGGAUCGCAUCAAAGCCAGGCAACAGAAGUACAAAAAGGGUAAGGAGAGGAUGCUGAGCUUGACCCAGGAAUCAGGGGAAGGCCAAGACAUCCAAAAACUCUCUGAAGAGGAUGACGAAAGAGAAGCAGACAAACAGAAAGCCAAGGGCAAAAAAAAGCAGUGGUGGCGGCCUUGGGUUGAUCAUGCUUCCAUGGUCAGGAGUGGAGAUUAUUAUUUGUUUGAAACGGAUAGUGAAGAGGAGGAAGAGGAAGAACUGAAAAAGGAAGAUGAAGAACCUCCGAGAAGGUCUGCUUUCCAGAGAGCUAUUGGGAAGUUUGCGUCGGCCAUUUUAGCCUUGCCAAAGUCUGUCAUUAAACUUCCCAAAACUAUUCUUCAGUAUUUAAUCAGAGCUGCAAAGUUUGUUUAUCAAGCCUGGAUCACGGACCCUAAAACAGCACUCCGACAGAGGCGCAAAGAGAAAAAAAGGUCUGCAAGAGAAGAACAGAAAAGAAGGAGAAAAGGAUCUGGGGAUGGUCCUGUGGAGUGGGAAACCCGAGAGGAUGAACCAAUCAAAAAGAAAUCUGAGGGACCAGACAACAUCAUCAAGAGGAUAUUUAAUAUUUUGAAAUUCACCUGGGUCCUGUUUCUGGCAACAGUGGAUAGUUUCACAACUUGGCUUAACUCCAUCUCAAGGGAGCAUAUUGACAUAUCUACGGUUCUGAGGAUUGAACGAUGCAUGCUGACCAGAGAAAUUAAAAAGGGCAACGUUCCCACCCGGGAGAGCAUCCACAUGUACUACCAGAACCACAUCAUGAACCUUUCCAGAGAGUCGGGACUGGACACCAUUGAUGACCGUCCCGGCACGGCUUCAGGUGCACAGACAGCCCACAGGAUGGAUAGCUUAGAUUCACAUGACAGUAUCUCCAGCUGCUACACUGAAGCAACCGUGCUGUUCUCAAGGCAGUCUACCCUUGACGAUUUAGAUGGACCAGAAACUGUUCCUAAAACAAGUGAGCGUGCUCGACCUAGGCUUCGUAAAAUGUUCAGCAUGGAUAUGUCCUCCUCAUCAGCUGACAGUGGCAGUUUAGCAUCAAGCGAGCCCACGCAGUGCACCAUGCUGUACUCGCGCCAGGGGACCACGGAAACCAUAGCGGAGGUGGAGGCCGAGCAGGAUGACGAGGCGGUGGCCAAAGACGCCGACCAGGGAGGGGAGGAGGCCGCGGACUUGGGGCCGGAGGAGGCCUCGGAGGCCUCGGAGGCCGGCCUCACCCCGGAUGCCGAGCUGCCGCACUACUCCACCGAGGAUGGGGACGUGGAGGCGCCUCCCUCCUACAGCAAGGCGGUCAGCUUCGAGCGCCUGUCCUUCGGCUCGCGGGACGACUCUGCAGGCCAGAGCCACAUGGCCGUGAGCCCUGACGAGAGCCGCUCAGACAGGCUCGAGUCCAGCAUCUUACCGCCCCUGACUCACGAGCUGACGGCCAGUGAGCUGCUGCUGAACAAGAUGUUCCAUGAUGACGAGCUGGAAGAGUCCGAAAAAUUCUACGUUGGCCAACCCCGGUUCUUGCUGUUGUUCUAUGCCAUGUACAACACUCUGGUGGCCCGCUCAGAAAUGGUGUGUUAUUUUGUGAUCAUCCUCAACCACAUGGUCUCUGCCUCCAUGAUCACCCUUGUGCUUCCCAUUCUGAUCUUCCUCUGGGCCAUGCUGUCUGUGCCCAGGCCCAGUAGACGAUUCUGGAUGAUGGCCAUUGUCUACACAGAGGUGGCAAUUGUGGUCAAGUAUUUCUUCCAAUUUGGCUUCUUUCCCUGGAACAAGAACGUGGAAUUGAACAAAGAUAAACCUUUCCACCCACCGAAUAUCAUAGGAGUGGAGAAGAAAGAAGGCUAUGUCCUUUAUGAUCUCAUUCAGCUCUUGGCUCUUUUCUUCCAUCGGUCCAUUUUGAAGUGCCACGGCUUAUGGGAUGAAGAUGACAUCACCGACAGUGGCACAGACAAGGAAGAGUCGGAUGACGAGCUGUCCCUCAGUCAUGGCAGGAGAGCCUCCUCUGAUUCUCUGAAAUCCAUCAACCUGGCCGCGUCAGCGGAGUCGGUGCACGUGUCCUUCCCGGAGCAGCCCACGGCCAUCCGGAGGAAGCGAUCGGGCAGUAGCUCCCAGAUAUCCCCCAGAUCCAGCUUUUCUUCCAAUAGGUCCAAAAGAGGCAGCACAAGCACCCGAAACAGCAGUCAAAAAGGAAGCAGUGUUUUGAGCAUCAAGCAGAAAAGUAAAAGGGAACUUUAUAUGGAAAAGCUUCAAGAACAUUUAAUCAAAGCAAAAGCAUUUACCAUAAAGAAGACUUUGCAAAUAUAUGUGCCCAUCAGACAGUUCUUCUACAACCUCAUCCAUCCAGACUACAGUGCUGUGACCGAUGUGUAUGUGCUCAUGUUCCUGGCUGACACUGUUGACUUUGUCAUCAUCGUCUUUGGCUUCUGGGCCUUUGGGAAACACUCAGCAGCAGCAGACAUCACCUCUUCGCUGUCAGAGGACCAGGUCCCUGGGCCUUUUUUGGUGAUGGUCCUAAUUCAGUUUGGAACCAUGGUCGUGGACCGAGCACUAUACCUCAGGAAGACCGUCCUGGGAAAGGUCAUUUUCCAGGUCAUUCUUGUGUUUGGAAUUCACUUCUGGAUGUUCUUCAUCUUGCCGGGUGUGACUGAGAGGAAAUUCAGCCAGAACCUGGUCGCUCAGCUUUGGUACUUUGUGAAAUGUGUUUACUUUGGGUUGUCUGCCUACCAAAUCCGUUGCGGCUACCCAACGCGAGUCCUUGGAAACUUCCUCACCAAGAGCUACAAUUAUGUCAACCUCUUCUUGUUUCAAGGGUUCCGCCUCGUUCCCUUUCUGACUGAGCUGAGGGCUGUGAUGGACUGGGUGUGGACAGACACGACCUUGAGCCUCUCCAGCUGGAUCUGUGUGGAGGACAUCUACGCUCACAUAUUCAUCCUGAAGUGUUGGCGGGAGUCUGAAAAAAGAUACCCGCAGCCCCGGGGGCAGAAGAAGAAGAAAGUGGUGAAGUAUGGCAUGGGAGGCAUGAUCAUCGUUCUGCUCAUCUGCAUUGUCUGGUUUCCCCUUCUCUUCAUGUCCUUGAUCAAAUCUGUGGCGGGGGUCAUCAACCAGCCCCUGGACGUCUCGGUCACAAUCACCCUGGGAGGGUACCAGCCUAUUUUCACAAUGAGUGCACAGCAAAGCCAGUUGAAAGUUAUGGAUCAGCCCAAGUUUAAUAAAUUUAUGAAAGCUUUUUCUAGGGACACUGGUGCUAUGCAAUUUCUGGAAAAUUAUGAAAAAGAAGACAUAACUGUAGCAGAACUGGAAGGAAACUCAAAUUCUUUGUGGACCAUCAGCCCUCCCAGUAAGCAGAAAAUGAUAAGCGAACUCAUGGACCCCAAUAGUAGCUUCUCUGUUGUUUUUUCAUGGAGUAUUCAGAGAAACAUGAGUUUGGGUGCAAAGGCAGAAAUUGCAACCGAUAAGCUUUCUUUUCCUCUUAAAAAUACCACACGAGAGCAUAUAGCUAAAAUGAUAGCCGGCAACAACACGGAAAGUUCAAGAACACCGGUGACUAUAGAAAAGAUCUACCCAUAUUACGUGAAAGCACCUAGUGAUUCGAAUUCAAAACCUAUAAAGCAACUUUUGUCUGAAAAUAACUUCAUGAAUGUCACCAUCAUUUUGUCCAGAGACAAUACAACUAAAUCUAACAGUGAGUGGUGGGUUCUCAACCUGACUGGAAACAGAAUAUACAAUCAGCACGCUCAGGCCUUGGAACUGGUGGUCUUCAAUGACAAAGUCAGCCCGCCCAGUCUGGGGUUCCUGGCUGGCUAUGGUAUCAUGGGAUUGUAUGCUUCGGUUGUCCUUGUGAUUGGGAAGUUUGUCCGUGAAUUCUUCAGUGGGAUUUCUCACUCCAUCAUGUUUGAAGAGCUUCCAAAUGUGGCAAUUCUGAAGUUGUGCACAGAUAUUUUUUUAGUUCGAGAGACAGGGGAACUGGAACUCGAGGAAGAUCUCUAUGCCAAAUUAAUAUUCCUGUACCGCUCACCAGAAACCAUGAUCAAAUGGACUAGAGAAAAAACAAAUUGAUGCUUUAAGACACAGACUGCAGAUCAAAUUAACAUUUGAAUUUAAAAAAAAGCAUAAUAUCCUCAUAAGAGCUAAGCAUUUCUAGUUGGAUGGAAAUGGCUUCUUUUCUGACAGGUGGUAAAAAGGAGCUGACUUCCUUCUGCAGUCUAAGCUACCUUGUAAAUGAAGGUGCUGUUGAAAACGUUAUUUGUGGGGCGCCUGGGUGGCUCAGUCGGUUAAGCGUCCAACUUCGGCUCAGGUCACGAUCUCGCGGUCCGUGAGUUCGAGCCCCGCAUCGGGCUCUGUGCUGACAGCUCAGAGCCUGGAGCCUGUUUCAGAUUCUGUGUCUCCCUCUCUCUCUGCCCCUCCCCCGUUCAUGCUCUGUCUCUCUCUGUCUCAAAAAUAAAAACGUU